GGUUGAACGUAAGCAUAAAGAGACACCCUGUAUCCUAUCUUUCCACGUCAACUUGUUGUUUACUAAUCAUAAAUUCAUAACCUUUAAAAAAUUAAGAAUGGAUAUCGGUGCGUUCUCUGAAGACGAUUUUAACACAAAAGAAUGGAUAAACAAUAUUUUGAAAUCUUUGGAGCAAAAGGACAAGAAAGAGAAUCACACAAUGUCCUUAGUUAUGAAACUCCAGCUUUACGUGCAACAAGUGAAUGCUGCAUUAGAACAAACGAGCCAACAAGUUUUGGUAUCGCUGCCAAAGAUUAUGCGAGACACCGAAAAUUUACAGCAAGAAGCUGCGUCACUAAAAGAGAAGUUAAAUAUUGUUAAGGACGAAAUUAUUAAAAUCGAAAGCGAUACAGGGCAGUCGUUGCAAACUUUGGAAAACUUGGAUACAAUAAAAACACAGCUAACUGAAGCUAAACAAGGUUUACAUGAAAGUGACAAUUGGACUGUGCUUGCAAAUGAUCUGGAGGAAGUGUUUGACUCGAGGGAUGUUAACACAAUCGCUACAAAAUUACUUGGAAUGCAACAGUCACUUAAGUUGUUAAUAAAUGUUGCAGAUUACGAAGAUAGGAAAAUGCAGCUUGAAGGUCUGAAAAACAGGCUGGAAGCGAUUGCCAGUCCUGCAGUUGUGUUAGCAUUUACCUCAAAUAAUGUCGAGGAAUCUUUAAUGUAUGUUCAUAUAUUUAGUUCCAUUGAGAGGCUUUCUCAAUUACUUAAAUAUUAUCAUAAAUGCCAAAAGGACAUACUACUUAAAAAAUGGAGAAACCAACUGGAAAUAGAACAAGAUGAGUCGAUCACUCAGUGGUUACAUAAUUAUUAUGAUAUCCUAUUGUCAAAUUGGCAUACACAAAGUAAAUGGAUUAGUCGAGUUUUUCCAAAUGAGUCCAGUACAGAUUGUCUAAUCGACAUCUACGUGGAUGUUUUAACUAGCCUGGAUCCGACUGUAAAAGAGUGUGUUGAUGCUGCUCUCAAACAAGUGAGCGAUAAAUUAGGUCUUCUGUAUGAAGUCAAGCAAAUUACCAAACAAUUUGCCACUAAUAUUAGUAACAUUGUUGAUAAAACUUGUAAAGAAAAACUGCUGCCAUUGUUACAAGCCAUUUACGAUCCACUAAUCAGUUACAUUUCGAAGUACGCAGCGUACGAGCAGGCCAGUCUUAUGCAAAAACUGUCGUCAGUUAAAUGCAUUAAAGAUGAACUUCCCGACACUAUUCAAGCGUUGGGGUUGUCCGUCUCCACAAUUACAGAUGCUGCACAGGACGCAAAGACUAGGUGCAAGAAUAUCACUGAAAAUUGCGGAUAUUGUGGGCUUUUAAUUGCGCUGAGAGCAUUUUUCUUAAACUAUAGCGACCAGUAUAAGAUUACGCUGAGGCAAAUAGAAAGAAGUAGGGGAACAAAAGAAGAUUGGAAUCUAUUUCAGUUAUGUUUAUCUUUACUUCAGAACACUGGUGACGUGUUGCUGCAUUUGCAAAAGUUUGAAAAGGAAUUAACUUCUACGAUAUUGGAAUUAAAUGAGAGCGACAGUGGGAUUGAAUAUAAGCAUUUAUUAUUGGAUUCAUCCGAAAGGAGAGAAUAUGAGGCGUUGGUGAAGUGUGUGAUGGAAGGCACCGAAUUAGCUUUGUUGGAUCAUGUUACAGUGGAGUUUGGCAAAUUGUGCAUCGAUAUUCAUCAUGCUAUGUAUGAAGUCGUUUUUGCGCCGAUAUCUGUACAUUUGCAAGUUUUGCAACUUCCAAAGACUUGGUCACAUAUACAGGAAUCUUUUUCAGGCAAUUUAGAUCUUCCCGAUUAUAGUUUCUCCCCUCAAGAAUACAUCACACAGAUUGGCCAGUAUCUCAUGACCUUACCCCAACAUUUGGAACCUUUUUUAUUUAGAGAAAAUCCAGCAUUGUCCUGUGCUUUGAGGGCAGCUGACGAAGAAUACAAUAACGCAGAUAGUGUAGAGGGUGCACUAGCAGAUGUUUUGCUUAGCAUUAUUGCAAAAGGAUUGUGUCAAGCAUACUGUGAUCAAAUUUUGAGUAUAUGCGAGUUGAAUAAUAUAGCCAGCCGACAGCUAGCGCAUGAUAUUGGUUAUUUAGCCAAUGUCUUGGAAGAUUUAGGACUCCAUUUGUCAGAUACCUUAAAACAGUUGAUCACUUUGCUGAAGCUACCUGCAGAUCAGUAUCAGACUCAAAGUUCUGGAUAUUCCGCAAGAUAUGUCGCUGCAAUUAGACAAAUAAGGAACAUUACGUCAAUAGAUAAACAUGCAAAAGGGCAUACAUAAAAUAUUAAAAAAUGUAGCAUUAUGAGUUGCAUUCAAUAUAAAUAGAAUUUUUCUAAAAUUA
This is a messenger RNA of Photinus pyralis (common eastern firefly), 2354 nucleotides long. RefSeq names its product conserved oligomeric Golgi complex subunit 7-like. The coding region runs from base 98 to 2293 and encodes 731 amino acids. Gene Ontology annotation, cellular component: COG complex. NCBI's taxonomy places the organism in Eukaryota, Metazoa, Arthropoda, Insecta, Coleoptera, Lampyridae. Gene Ontology annotation, biological process: retrograde vesicle-mediated transport, Golgi to endoplasmic reticulum; intracellular protein transport; Golgi organization. The record is from RefSeq and is a predicted model, not a curated record. The transcript is spliced from 8 exons.